Molecule: messenger RNA, 5428 nt
Organism: Xiphias gladius (swordfish)
Lineage: Eukaryota; Metazoa; Chordata; Actinopteri; Istiophoriformes; Xiphiidae
Gene: fer1l6
Product: fer-1 like family member 6
Exons: 41
Coding region: 67-5235 (1722 amino acids)
Biological process (GO): plasma membrane organization
Cellular component (GO): membrane
Source: RefSeq, a predicted model, not a curated record
UUUUUCGUCUUUGAUUUCUUCGCCCACAAAGAGGUCUUCUUCGACAAAGUUAUCAGGAUUACUGUGAUGCACUCUAAGAUGCUGAGGAGUUUCUGUGUCGGCUCCUUUAAGCUGGAUGUGUGGACAGUCUACAAACAGCCAGGUCAGCAGUUCGUCAAUAAGUGGGCGAUGCUGACCAAUCCUGGUGACAUUAGCACUGGGGUCAAAGGUUAUGUCAAGUGUGACAUCAGCGUCUCAGCGAAGGGAGACGCCAUGCAACCAGGUCCGAAAGCGAGUGAUGCUGAAGAGCAGAUAGACAAGAGCCUGCUGAUACCAGAGGGUUUUCCCUCCGAACGACCAUGGGCUCGUUUCUGCGUGAAGGUGUAUCGAGCUGAAGGCCUCCCCCGCAACAACUCCAGCAUCAUGGCCAAUGUCACCAAGGCCUUCAUAGGAGACAACACAGCACUCAUAGACCCAUAUGUAGUGGUCAGCUUCUUCAAACAAGUGGGUCGCACAUCCACUCAGAAGUCCACAGCGGACCCGGUGUGGAACGAACAGAUUGUCUUCACAGAGAUGUUUCCUCCUCUGUGUCAGAGACUCAAGAUCCAGGUCUGGGAUGAGGGAAGCAUGAGUGAUGUCGCCAUAGGAACCCAUUACUUUGACCUGAGACGCAUCUCCAACGAACAGGAUGGUGACAGAGGGUUUUUGCCAACUUUUGGUCCUGCUUGGAUCAACCUGUACGGCUCUGCCCGAAACUUUUCAUUGGGUGACGACACGGUGGAGCUUAAUGAGGGCAUCGGAGAGGGCGUGUCAUACAGGGGGCGGGUCUACAUGGAGCUGGCAGUGGAGAUCCUCUCAGGAGGGACGGGUUCAGAGUCCAAACUCAGCCGAAUGAUCAGGCCCGUGAAGGACACCAAAGCCGGAAGAGUCGGCGGGAAGGAUGGGAAGACUGCUGCAGGGGGAGGAGCGGGAGGAGCAGCGGGAGGAGGUGCUGAUGAUGACAAAGGAAAAGCUGUGGCAGCAGAGGUCUCGCCUGUGGAGUCUCCUCCUCUGGAUGCCGACAGCAAGGAGUGCUUCCUGCUGUUUGGUGCACUGUUCGAAGCCACCAUGAUUGACAGGAAGAUCGGAGACAAGCCAAUCAGCUUCGAGUUCUCCCUGGGUAGCUACGGUAAUACCUUAGAGCCUACAGGCCAGCCCAGCGUCAGUGUCAAUCCUGCUGUCCCUCGGAGGAGGCGGGGGCUGGACGUCCCAGACAGCAGUGACGUCUUCAGCUCCUCCCCUCUCAGCUCCCCCCCCAACUCCCCAUCUUCCCCCCUCCUACCCAGAGACCCUCAGGACGCCGCCUUGACCUCUAAGUCCACCACGCCUCCGGAAAGACCGCUCAUCGUCGAAGGCAACAGGUACUACAUGUAUCUGCCCCUGGAAAAGCAGAAGCCGUGUAUUAAUGUUCUGAGUCACUGGGAGGACAGAACCUACCGACUCUACAACUCGAAUAUGCUGGAGAAUAUAGCUGUUCUGUUUGAGGAGGGUGUGGCCAGUGCGGCGGAGCUACACAAGAAGUCAGAUCCUGGGACGGAGGAUAUGCUCAAAACCAUCCUUAAAGAAUUCUGUCUGGAUGCCAGGAGUUUCAUAGCAGCAGCAGAGGCCAAGUUGAAGGCGGAGCUGAAGUCCAGUUACCUGACGCAGCUGGACAAGAAACGCCUUACCAUGUGCACACAGGAGCUGGAGGGUAUGAUAGGAGAAGCCCAGUCCUUGGGAGAGAGGAAGACGAAAGCUGGUGGUGUGAAGGAAAUGCUGCAGGAUGCAACAAAGCUCACACACAGACUACGCUUUCUUGUUGAGGAGCCCCAGCACACAGUACCAGACGUGUUCGUGUGGUUGCUGAGCAACAACAAGCGUGUUGCGUGCGCUCGGGUCCGAGCCAGAGACCUGCUGUUCUCCAGCAGCCAGGAGGCCCGAGGAAUCCACUGCGGCAAGAUAAUAACACUGUUUCUGAAGCCUCCAGGGAAGCGCGUUGCAGGCUUGUCGGUCCAGGCCAAGCUAGAAGUGUAUCUGUGGUUUGGAACGUGUUCAGACUCCCGCCACAUGCUGGACGACCUGCCUGCCGGAUUCAGUCCGGCGACACAGGGCGCUGUGGCCAGCGGCCCUCCAACACACCUGCUCUGCACAGAGCAGCAUCACUUCCAGCUGAGGUGCCACAUGUACCAGGCUCGUGGUCUGAUCGCUGCCGACAACUCCGGCCUGUCUGAUCCUUUCGCUCGCGUCACCUACCUGUCACACAGCCAAACCACCAAUAUUAUCAGUCAGACUCUCAGUCCCACAUGGAAUCAGUGUCUGCCGAUGAGCCGCCUGCUGCUGAGUGGAGAUCUACAGCACAUCCGGCAGGAGCCGCCGCGCAUCCUCAUCGAGGUGUACGACGACGACGCGCUGGGCAGGGCAGAGUAUCUGGGCACCACUGUAGCCGUGCCCGAGGUUCGACUGUCCACUGAUCGCUACACACCUCCAACCCUGCAAUACAGCCCGCUGCACUGCGGCAGCCAGCCAGGAGGGGACCUGCUGGCUGCAUUUGAACUGCUGCAGAUCCCAGAGUCUGAAGAGGAGAGUCUUCCGCCGUUAGAGGAACAGGAGGGAGGCAUCUACACGGUUCCUGCCAACAUCAGACCUGUUCUCAGCACCUACAGGCUAGAGGUGUUAUUCUGGGGUCUGAGGGAGCUAAAAAAGGUUCAGCUCCUGUCUGUUGAUCGCCCGCAGGUCUUAAUGGAGUGUGCGGGUAAAACUUUGCGCUCCUCUGUCAUUCAAAAGUACAAGUCCAACCCAAACUUCACCACGCUGGUUGAUGCCAUAGAGCUGGAGUUGCCAGAGAACGAACACCUCCACCCUCCUCUCAGUAUCACUGUGGUUGACUGGCGGGCCUUCGGUCGCAGCACGCUGGUUGGAAACCACAUCAUCAACAACCUCAAGGCCUUCAAAUAUACUCCGCCUCCAGCCUCGGCGGCUCCCAUACAUACAGACGAACCACCCAAAGCCGCAUUUACCCCCGGACCCGCACUGACACUGGAGCCACAAAGCGCUGAGGAACUGUCGCAGCAUGCUGACGAGACCGGCUCCACUGUAGCGCUAACAAAUCGGGAUUUCCUCAUUACUGUGGAGGAGGGAGCCCCGCCCCCGGCCCCGCCCACCCCGAAGGAGGAACCCAGAAAGAAAAAGGACAGCGGCGCAAAGAGCACUCGUGGCCGUUCCACCAAGCGGAGGAGGCGGACCAUCGCCGACGAAUCAGCAGAGAGUGUCAUCGACUGGUGGUCCAAAUACUACGCGUCUGUAGAGAAGCAGGCCAAACUGAAGGACAGCUCCCCAUUCCCCCAGGUCUUUGAAAAAGCUUUGCCGUACCACAGCUUGCUCAGCGAUGGAAUACACUCUUUGGUGAGCAUCCCCUCGGAUGGAGACAAAAAGAAAAAGCAGAAAGAAAAAGGAACCCUGGAACCAAAUCUUGGUCUACCGACUAAAUUGGCCACACUCAAGCUGUACAACAAGGAGCUGGAAGCAGAGUUUGGGCCAUUCGAUGAUUGGGUGAACACAUACGAGCUGUUCAGAGGGAAAGCCAAUGAGGAAGAAGGGGCAACUGAGGAGAGGUUCGUCGGCAAAUUUAAGGGGCGAUUCUGCCUGUAUAAGCUGACUGAGGACCAGGCAGAGGACGGGGGCGAAGUCGCGGACACGGGGCACUUCAGAGUCAGCAGGGGAAUCCCUCCCAACGGCCCGGUCCAAGUCCUCAUACGGGUUUACGUGGUCUCUGCAUCUAACCUGCACCCAGCUGACCCGGAUGGGAAGGCGGACCCGUACAUUGUUGUUCGCUUGGGCAAAAAUGAAAUCAAAGACAGAGACAACUACAUUCCUAAACAGCUAAACCCUGUGUUUGGAAGAUCUUUUGAGAUGCAGGCAACAUUUCCCCAGGAGACUCUGCUGUCAGUGCUAAUCUAUGACCAUGACUUGGUGGGAGGGGACGACCUGAUAGGAGAGACUCGCAUUGACCUGGAGAACCGAUUCUACAGCCGACACAGAGCCACCUGUGGACUCCCUACUGAGUAUAGCCUUGAGGGUUACAAUGCCUGGAGGGACUCCCUGAAGCCAUCAGAGCUGUUGUCUAAGCUGUGCAGAGAAAGUGGUGUCGACGGGCCUCAUUUCAGACCAGGACGCAUCACUGUGGCGGAGAAAGUCUUCACUGGCAAAACACUCUUCAUGCAUGAAGACGAGCCAGUGGAGUCCUAUGAGCACUUGUCUCUGAAGAUCCUGCACCGCUGGGCGGAGAUUCCAGAUGUGGGAUACAAGCUUGUACCAGAGCACAUCGAGACCAGAACUCUGUUUAACAAGGCCCGGCCCGGCAUGGACCAGGGUCAGGUACAGAUGUGGGUCGACAUGUUUCCCAUGGACCUUCCUCAUCCUGGACCUUCAGUGGACAUUUCACCUCGAAAACCAAAAGGGUACGAGCUGCGCAUCAUCAUCUGGAACACGGAAGAUGUGAUUCUGGAGGACAGUAACUUCCUGACCGGUCAACAGUCCAGUGAUAUCUACAUCAAGGGCUGGUUGAAAGGCUUAGAGGACGACCGACAGGAGACCGACGUCCACUACAACUCUCUGACCGGAGAGGGAAACUUCAACUGGCGCUUUGUCUUCCCCUUCAACUACCUGCCCGCUGAGAAGGUUGUAGUGGUGAGGAAGAGAGAGAGCAUUUUCUCUCUGGAUAAAACAGAGCAGAAGCUUCCCGCCAUCCUCAUUCUGCAGGUCUGGGACUUUGAGACGCUCUCCUCGGACGACUUCCUCGGCACUGUGGAGUUAGACCUCCAUGAUUUCCCUCGUGGGGCCAAGACGGCCAAGUCCUGUAAGGCGGACAUGUUGACGGACCGGACGGAGAGAAUCUCCAUCUUCCAGCAGAAGAGAGCAAGAGGCUGGUGGCCCCUCAGCAAAUCUGGAGAGCUGACGGGCAAAGUGGAGGCGGAGUUCCAUCUGGUGACGGCUGAGGAGGCGGAGAAAAAUCCCGUCGGACGGGCCCGCAAGGAGCCGGAGCCGCUUCCGAAACCGAAUCGUCCAGACACCUCCUUCUCUUGGUUUGUCAAUCCGUUCAAGUGUUUCUUCCACCUGGUGUGGCGUAGCUACAAGAAGUACAUCAUCAUCGCCCUGGUCCUGCUCAUCACAUUGCUCUUCCUCGCCCUGCUGUUCUACACGCUGCCAGGAGCCAUCUCUCAGAAGAUAGUCGGUGGAUAACACACACCACCCCCUGGACUGUAUUCACGCUGCAUUUUCCUCCGUGACAACGUUACACAUUCCUACCAACAAGACAGUAUCGACUCAAUUGAAGCGGAGCGAUGAUUACAGCGGCCAGUAACUCAUUCAGCUGAUGUAAGGUUUUCCGAGUGUUUUAAUAGGAAAGUUUGAUUUUUAAAAAUCUAUCCUCAUA